AUGGACGACGACGACGACGAUGCUUUCGACUUCGACGACAUGAUCGAUCGCCAGGACGACGUCGACGUGCCGUUCGUCGACGCGAACGACGAGGUUGACACGUUGGGUGGGAUUGGAAAAGAUGACGAUGAUUUCAACGGAUUCUUUCCCGACGACGAUCUCGACCGCGACGAAGGGUCGCGAGAGAACGAUCGAUCGGCGGUGAACGCGAUCGGUGCGGAUCCGAGCUCGAUGUCGGCGGCGAAGAGACGUAAGACGGUCGAGGAAUCGACGGCGACGGAGAACGGGUCGGACCGAGGCGAGCGGCGGGCGGAGAAGAGGACGACGAUCGAUCUGGACGCGUACGUGCGAGAGAUGGCGGCGGAGACGAGCGCGCGAGGCCUGGGGGCGAUGGGUCGAGGGAGUAAGACGAAGCUGCGAUCGCGAGCGCGGAACGAGGGGUUCAAGGCGAACGCGGUGGACGUAGAAGGCGAGUGCGUUGGCGUCACGCUGGGGGAUGGACGAAGGGUUUACGCGAAAAUGGAGCCCAGAGACACGCCGUUGGUGCCCGAGGAGGAGAUUUACGGCAGAGGAGGUGAUCCUGGGGUGUCACUGUUGUCGCGCCCGAUCGAGGACAUGUUGGACGAGUACGAGGACGAGCGGAAUCGCACGGCGCGAGAGGCGGCGCUGAGGGAGGACGAGGACGCGGACAUCGACAUGAGCGCGAUGGGGGCGGCGUCAAGAGAGCCACAGACAGCGGGACAGCGUAUGGCGGAGCGUCUACGCGGGCAGCUGCGCGGGGCGCUGUGGACGCAGAAGCACACUCCGCGAAAUUUCACCGACCUCUUGAGCUCCGAGUAUGUUAAUCGAGAGGUUGUGCACUGGAUUAAAGGUUGGGAUAAGGUGGUAUUCGGUCGGGACCCGCCGCCGGCAACGAUGAAGAAAUUCUAUUCGGAUCGAUACGCCGAGAGGAACGGUUUGAAGAAGAGGGGGCCUCUGAAGAGCGAGGACACGCACGUGCAGCUUGACGCCACGAAGCGACCAAUGGAGAAGAUUCUUCUCAUCUCCGGUCCGCCGGGAGUCGGGAAGACUACGCUCGCGCAUAUAGCGGCUAAACACUGCGGUUACGAAGUGGUAGAGAUAAACGCCUCGGAUGAUCGAAGCGCAUCAAAGUUAAAAGUGAAAUUGGCCGACGCUUUGCAUUCGUGUUCUGCGUUUGUGCAGCAGAAGCCCAAGUGUGUCAUUAUCGAUGAAAUCGACGGUGUGCACAAUGCCGGGGGUGAUCGAGGCGCAAUCUACGCCGUGUUGAACGCGCUCAAGAGCCAAAAGGGAGGCGCGCCGUUGAGUCGACCAAUCAUCGCCAUUUGCAACGAUUUGUAUUGCACAUCGCUUCGGCCACUUCGAGAUGUGGCCAAGGUGAUUCGAGUCAAGCCACCACCAAAUGCAACGCUCAACGGGCGCAUCAGAGAGAUCUGCGCCAAAGAAAACGUCGAUGUCGAACCACGCGCUGUGGCUCUCGUUGCCGAACGGGUCAAUAACGACAUUCGAUCUGCAUUGCAUACGAUUCAACUCAUCGCGAAGACUAGCUCAAAGGUCACGCUUCGAGAGGUGGCUCAUGCCGGAGCGGGCGAGAAGGACAAUAAGCCUCAAGCGUUGACGGUUUGGCAAGAUUGCUUACGUGGACGUCACACCUUUCCGAAGUCUCGCCUCGAAUCUGAGACCGGAUCGAAUCCACACAUGGCGAAGAUGCGCGAGAAGAUUGAAGUCUUUCAAGACAACGAUGCGGUGUUUGAUGGAAUGUUUGAAAACAUUCCAAAGGUUCGCUUCCAAGACGGCACAAUGAGGCGCAUGACGCAAGCCAUGAACGCCGUCCUCGACGGUGUGAUGUUUCAAACAAAGUCUUUCACCGCGGGAGAUCAUACACUGCGUCAAUACGCCGAGACGUGUGCUCUGACUGUGCACUCAUGCGCUUCGCAUGCAGAUGCGCUUGGGGACGACUUCGUGUGGCCGAAGAGUGGACGCGCAGCAAAGGAGCGAAACGCCCGAAUGGCCACCCUCAGUGCUCGACGCUCAGCGCUCGACGGAAAGAUUGCGCGUUGUUCACUUGUGUCGGACGUCACUGAAACGCUUCCUUACCUGAACUCCAUCCUUGCUCCGGAACUGCGAUCCGUGGGCACGACGUUCAUGACGAGCGAUGAAAAGGCCACGCUCGACCGUCUUGUGGGAUUGAUAGUAUCCGCUAACACGUUGGUUUUAGAUCCUCCGGUGGACGAGUUCGUCAAAUUUGGUGCCGGCGUUGACGCCAUGAAAACUUUGGACAGACUCUCGUGGCGGGAGCAGCGCGAGCGAGACGAAGCGCCCCCCACCGCGCCUCAACACCUCGACCUCGUGCCGAGACGCGCAGUGAACAACAGUCUGCGGUCGAUCAUCGCCACCGCGAUCGUCAUCAGCGCAGAUCGUUCUUCCCCAGCCGAGGCUUCCGCGGAGGCCGCGCGUCUCAAAUCCGAGCGCAAGGCGCGCGUGGCCCUCGGCGUCGCCGGCGGCAAUCUCAACCGCGCCCGCAAAAUCCGCGCCGGGGACGAUGACGUCGGUACGGUGUACAAAUACAACGAGGGUCACACCACGGGGGUUCGUCGCGCCGUACUCAUGCGUCACCUCUUCCCAGAGCUCAAGAGCGCCUCCGUGUAG
Ostreococcus tauri is the source of this 2667-nucleotide messenger RNA. Its product is annotated as P-loop containing nucleoside triphosphate hydrolase. Lineage: Eukaryota; Viridiplantae; Chlorophyta; Mamiellophyceae; Mamiellales; Bathycoccaceae. Bases 1 to 2667 code for a protein of 888 amino acids. The record is from RefSeq and is a predicted model, not a curated record. Gene Ontology annotation, molecular function: ATP binding; ATP hydrolysis activity. The transcript is spliced from 2 exons.